AUGGGAGGCAACCAGACAUGGAUCUCAGAGGUCACCCUUCUGGGAUUCCAGGUGGACCCAGCACUGGAAUAUUUCCUCUUUGGUCUCUUCUCUUUGCUCUACAUCUUCACCCUGCUGGGGAACGGGACCAUCCUAGGGAUCAUCUGUCUUGACCCCAGGCUGCACACCCCCAUGUACUUCUUCCUCUCACACCUGGCCUUCAUUGACAUGUCCUACGCCUCCAACAAUGUCCCCAAGAUGCUGGCAAACCUUCUGAACAAGAAAAGAACCAUCCUCUUUGUCCCUUGUAUAAUGCAGGUAUUUUUGUAUUUGGCUUUGGCUGCCACAGAGUGCCUGAUUUUGGUGGUGAUGGCCUAUGAUCGGUAUGUGGCCAUCUGCCACCCGCUCCAUUACUCUGCCAUCAUGAGCUGGAGGCUCUGCAUCACUCUGGCUGUCACUUCUUGGGUGUGUGGCUCUGUCCAGGCCCUGACCCAAGUGAGCCUCAUCCUGAGAUUGCCCUUCUGUGGGCCUCAUGAGAUCAACCACUUCUUCUGUGAAAUCCUGUCUGUCCUGAGUCUGGCCUGUGCAGACACCUGGCUCAAUCAACUGGUCAUCUUUGCAGCCUGUGUGUUUAUCUUACUGGGGCCACUCUGUCUUAUGCUGGUCUCCUAUACCUGCAUCCUCUUUGCCAUCCUGAGGAUCCAGUCCAGGGAGGGACGCAGAAAGGCCUUCUUCAGCUGCUCUUCCCACCUCUGUGUGGUGGGGCUCUUCUUUGGCAGUGCCGUUGUCCUGUACAUGGUCCCCAAAUCCAGCCACCCUGAGGAGCAGCAGAAGGUCCUUUCUCUGUUCUACAGCCUUUUCAACCCCAUGCUGAACCCCCUGAUCUACAGCCUGAGGAACACAGAGGUGAAGGGUGCCUUGUGGAGAGCACUGUGCAAGGAGAGGAGAAUGUGAGAGAUAUCACAGAGCCAUAUGGUGAGGCUUUGCCUUCGUGGGACAUGGAAGUUGGAAAUUGCUGUACCGUGUACUAAAAUAAAUGUCACCUUAAAAUACAAGAGUACAGACCUAAACAUAAAACCUGAAACUAUAAUACAUCUAGAAAAAGAAAAGGAGAAUACCGUCAUGACAUUGAAGUGGUGUAGAUUCUUACAGAAGUUACAAAAGCCAGUAGACUUAAAUUUUGAAAAUUUGACAACUAUUGGAUCUCUUUAAAAUUAAUCAUGCUGCUCAUCAAAGUCAUCACUAAGAAACAACAAAAAAAAACGAAGUCAGGGACAAGUUAAUAAUAUUCAUACUGCAUAUAUUCAGCAAAGGAAUUGUAGCCUGAAUACAUAAGAAAAACUCAUAAAAUAAUAAAAAUGAUAAACAAUCAAAUUGUAUAAAAUAGACAGAGCACUUGAAUAGACACUUCUCAAAAUAAAUGCAAGUGAUUAAUAACCACAUGA
Molecule: messenger RNA, 1424 nt
Organism: Loxodonta africana (African savanna elephant)
Lineage: Eukaryota; Metazoa; Chordata; Mammalia; Proboscidea; Elephantidae
Product: olfactory receptor 2A5-like
Exons: 1
Coding region: 1-933 (310 amino acids)
Biological process (GO): detection of chemical stimulus involved in sensory perception of smell; G protein-coupled receptor signaling pathway
Cellular component (GO): plasma membrane
Molecular function (GO): G protein-coupled receptor activity; olfactory receptor activity
Source: RefSeq, a predicted model, not a curated record